Molecule: messenger RNA, 2871 nt
Organism: Phaeoacremonium minimum UCRPA7
Lineage: Eukaryota; Fungi; Ascomycota; Sordariomycetes; Togniniales; Togniniaceae
Product: putative dna replication licensing factor mcm6 protein
Exons: 3
Coding region: 1-2871 (956 amino acids)
Biological process (GO): DNA replication initiation; mitotic DNA replication; double-strand break repair via break-induced replication
Cellular component (GO): nucleus; MCM complex
Molecular function (GO): single-stranded 3'-5' DNA helicase activity; single-stranded DNA binding; ATP binding
Source: RefSeq, a predicted model, not a curated record
AUGGCGGCAGCAGUGGCUUCAAGCGACGCAGGCUUCAUGAUGUCCGACGGCCUCGCCAGGACUCCUAGGCAGAGGUCCUUCCCUCCGAGCUCGUCGACAGGGCGGCCCCGCGCCCCUCCCUCAGAGAGCAUGGGAGCCCCGAGUGACGAUGAAGGAGAGGGCUUCGCAGACGACCAGAUCCCGAACAAGGCAAGGCCGAAUGACCCUACCAAUAUCCCGCGGGUCGAGGACCGUGUCGGUCUGGCGAUUCAGGAACAUUUCGAAAACUUCAUCGAGGGAUUCAUUGAGGAUCCUACUUCUUCAGGCGCUCCCACAUCCAGCGCCGUUACCACAGACAAGUACUACGUUGCUCAGAUCCAUGGGAUGCGAACAUACCAGCUGUCGACCUUUUAUGUCGACUACAAGCACCUCGCGUCAUGGCACAAUGGCGGCCUGGCAGAUGGUAUCACACAGAACUACUACCGAUUCCUACCCUUUUUGACCUCCGGCCUCCACAACAUGAUCGCCAAGUACGAGCCACAGUACUUCCGCGAACAUCGCCAGCCCACCGCCUCUAGCAACCAGACCAACUCCAGCGCCAGUAAUGCUGGGACAGCGAGCCAGUCUGAGAUGAGCAGCAAGACCAGCAAUCAACAGACGGAUAAGCUGUUCUCCGUCGCCAUCUACAACCUCCCGCUCGUCUCGCGUGUUCGUGCGUUGCGCGCCGGCAACAUUGGCCAGCUACUCUCCAUCUCUGGUACGGUCACCCGAACCUCCGAGGUGCGGCCUGAACUGUCCCUUGCAACAUUCGUGUGCGAGGCCUGCCGCAACGUCGUUCCCAAUGUCGAGCAGACUUUCCGCUACACGGAACCCACACAAUGUCCCAACAAUACUUGCAAUAACCGCAUUGCAUGGCAACUCGAUAUUCGCCAGAGCACGUUCGUCGACUGGCAAAAGGUGCGCAUCCAGGAGAACAGUUCAGAGAUUCCUACCGGUAGCAUGCCGCGGACCAUGGACGUCAUUCUCCGUGGUGAGAUUGUCGACCGCGCCAAGGCAGGUGAGAAGUGCAUCUUCACUGGUGCUCUGAUCGUCGUCCCAGAUGUCAGUCAGCUCGGCCUCCCAGGCAAGUCAGUCACUGCAAUCAGAGAUGACAGGAAUGCACCGCGUGGCGGUGAUGCUGGUGGUACUGGUGUGUCCGGACUGAAGGCUCUGGGUGCCAGGGAUCUUACCUACCGUCUGGCCUUCCUGGCCUGCAUGGUCACCCCUGACACAACCAACCUGGGUGGGGGUGUAUCUGAUAUCAUCUCUUCACUCACCCAGGCGGCGACCCUGGACUCUACCGAGUCCGCUCAAGAGGCCCAGGAGGCAGUUCUUGCAUCAUUCGGCCCCUCUGAGAUUGACGACCUGCGUCAAAUGGUCCACAGCGAUCGUAUCUACUCAAGACUAGUGAACUCACUCGCGCCCACAGUAUACGGCCACGAGAUUGUCAAGAAGGGUCUCCUCCUACAACUCAUGUCCGGUGUUCACAAAUCCACAGCUGAGGGCAUGCAACUUCGUGGCGACAUCAACAUCUGCAUCGUUGGCGAUCCGUCAACAUCUAAGUCCCAAUUCCUGAAAUAUGUCUGCUCCUUCGCCCCUCGCUCAGUCUACACCAGUGGCAAGGCAUCUUCUGCUGCCGGUCUUACAGCUGCCGUUGUCAAGGACGAGGAAACAGGCGAGUUCACCAUCGAGGCUGGAGCCCUAAUGCUUGCGGACAAUGGUAUUUGCGCCAUUGACGAGUUCGACAAGAUGGACAUUGCCGACCAGGUAGCUAUCCACGAAGCUAUGGAACAGCAGACAAUCAGCAUCGCCAAGGCCGGUAUCCAAGCGACUCUGAACGCCCGCACGUCCAUCCUAGCAGCCGCCAACCCAGUUGGAGGCCGGUACAACCGCAAGACGACACUACGUGCCAACAUCAACAUGAGCGCACCCAUCAUGUCUCGUUUCGACCUGUUCUUCGUCGUUCUUGACGAGUGCAACGAGCAGGUCGACCGCCAUCUGGCCGAGCACAUCGUCGGCCUCCACCAGCUGCGCGACGCCGCCAUCGAGCCAGAGUUCAGCACCGAGCAGCUGCAGCGGUACAUCCGGUUCGCACGCACCUUCCGGCCCGAGUUCACCGACGAGGCCAAGGAGGUGCUGGUCGAGAAGUACCGCGAGCUGCGCAACGACGACUCGCAGGGCGGCGUGGGCAAGAACAGCUACCGCAUCACGGUGCGCCAGCUCGAGAGCAUGAUCCGCCUGUCCGAGGCGAUCGCCAAGGCCAACUGCGUCGAGGAGAUCAGCCCGGACAUGGUCAUCGAGGCGUCCAACCUCCUCCGCCAGAGCAUCAUCUCCGUCGAGCACGACGACGUCGAGAUGGACGAGGAGGACGACAUCUCGCCCGAGGACAGCGAGGCGCUCCGCCGUGCGGCUGACGAGGCUUCUGGCGCUGCGGCUAAUAACGACGGCGACUCGCCGAUGGCCGAGGAGCAGGAUGACGAGGCGCAGGAGGGCGAGCAGGUGCGCGAGAAGCGGAAGCAGACUAUCUCGUACGAGAAGUACAUCGCCAUGGUGAACUCGUUUGUGCAGAGAGUCGCGGACGACGAGGCUGGCAGCGGCGAGGGCGUUGACGGUGAGGCGCUGACUCAGUGGUACCUUGAGCAGAAGGAGGACGAGCUCCAAGGCGAGGAGGACUACCACCACGAGCUUGCGCUUGCGAAAAUGGUUCUCAAGAAGAUGGUCAAGGACAACAUUCUCAUGGCAAUCCGUGGCCAAGGCAUGGCUGGUGACGACGAUGCUGCAGACAGUUCCGCCGCACAGGCAGACAACAUUGUCUAUGUGCUGCACCCCAAUUGUGCGAUUGAGGAGUUCUAA